AUGUCGUCUCGGCCUGAUACCUGGCCUGAUGCCACAGGAGAGCUUCUCCCAAACACACUGUUCAAGAUAGCAGAGCAGUACCCUGAUCUCGUAUAUGCCGAGUAUUUCACCGAUCCUAUAGACAUAGCCAAAGGCCACCGCAAGGUCACCUAUCGAGACUUCGCCAACGCUGUUCAUACAACAGCUUGGUGGAUUGAGGAGAAUUUGGGUAAGCCCAAGAUACAAGAUGGCAAUGAGACCAUGGUAUAUCUCGGGCCCAACGAUUUGACCUAUGGCAUUCUCGUCAUGGCCAGUAUUGUUGUUGGAUACAAGAUGCUGUUUCCAUCCCUGCGUUACGGCGCUGAAGCCAUCGCCAAACUGAUCGAACACGUCGACGGCAACAUCAUGCUAUCUACUACUAACCCCUUCCCCGUCCACGCGGAAAUCCUCGCUCGACGUCCAAUGCGCACAUAUGUCCUCCCCUCUCUCCCCUCGCUUUACGCAACCAAAUCCCCACACCACCCCUUCACCAAAACCUACGCUGAACACAAACACGAACAUUUCGUCUGCCUCCACACAUCCGGAACAACCGGCUUUCCCAAACCCAUCCUCUGGACGCACGAGUUCGUCAACGCCAAUUUCCAAGGCUACUAUUUGCCGCCCACAAACGACGGGCGUGAGCUGACACAUCCUUUUACCGGCACGUUGAAUCGCAUCAUGGUGCCCUUUCCCGCAUUUCACACCAGUGGCAUAGUCAUCCAGUGCUUCGUCGGGCUAGCUACCGGCUCAACGAUAUUGCUGCCUCCACCGGCGGAUUCGCCUGGCGGUGUUGUUGACGUGAUAGCAGACACAUUAGACUACCUCGGAUCGGGCCCCGACGCCAUCACCACACUGACGCUCCCGCCGCCGCACAUGGAAUAUCUAGCCCGCCACCCGGCGCUCCUAUCCCGCAUCAGCGCUCGAGUCGCUCGAGUCGGUUUCGGCGGCGGCGACAUCAGUGCCUUAGCCGGCAACACCAUCGCCGCGAAACUCCAGAUCCUCAAUGAAUUCGGCUCGACGGAGAACGGGCUGUGGCCUGCUGUCACCAAGCCGCAAAACGCUCUAUGGCACUACGCCUCCCUGCACCCCGCGCUCAACUUCCGCCUCGACCCCGUCAGCGAGUCGCCAGACGGCACUGUCUGCGAGGCGGUGCUGGUGAAGAAUCCCGGCGCGUUCGCUCAGCCGCUGUUUACCAUGUAUCCGCACGAGACGGAGAGGAAAGUCGGCGAUUUAUUCAUCCGUCACCCAGAGUAUCCGCAGCUGUGGAGACAUUACGGCCGCGCGGAUGAUUUGCUGAAUUUCAGCACCUCGGAGACGUUUCACCCGGCUGCUGCGGAGCGGCGCAUCGCGGGGCAUGAGUGCGUGGAGGAGGUGUUGAUGGUGGGCACGAUGAGGCCGGUGGGCGCGUUGAUUGUGCGGCUUGCGCAGGGGAAGGGCGUGGAUGAUUUGUGGAGUGUGGUUGAGGAAGUUAAUCAGACGAGUCCGGUGUAUGCGAGGGUCAGGAGGGAUAUGAUUCUCGUUGUUACCGAGGCGUUUCCUACGACGGCGAAGGGGACGGUGCAGAAGAAAGCGACAGUGGACAAGUAUAAGAAGGAGUUGGAUGGGUUGUAUGAGAAGGUGGGGGUGGUGGAUGUUAGGAUCGAUAUCCCCAUGACACCUUGA
Parastagonospora nodorum SN15 is the source of this 1680-nucleotide messenger RNA. RefSeq lists its product as hypothetical. Bases 1 to 1680 code for a protein of 559 amino acids. NCBI's taxonomy places the organism in Eukaryota, Fungi, Ascomycota, Dothideomycetes, Pleosporales, Phaeosphaeriaceae. The record is from RefSeq and is a predicted model, not a curated record. The transcript is spliced from 2 exons.